This is a messenger RNA of Botrytis cinerea B05.10, 1960 nucleotides long. RefSeq names its product Bcsnf4 (gene Bcsnf4). The transcript is spliced from 4 exons. The record is from RefSeq and is a predicted model, not a curated record. The coding region runs from base 256 to 1407 and encodes 383 amino acids. Lineage: Eukaryota; Fungi; Ascomycota; Leotiomycetes; Helotiales; Sclerotiniaceae.
GUUUGGCUGAUCAUGUAUAUAAAAUUCCCCAGAAAAUCUGCCCCACCUUCGUGACUUUUGUUCUAGCUUUCAAAGUUCAACCCACCAUUUCCAAGCUUUGCGACUCAAUAUCAUCCAUCUUCUCACAGUACAACAUACAACCUUUCUCAUGAUUCUUCCUUCAAUCUAAUUCUUAUUGGAUUUUCGGCCAACUUUAUCUCUGUCCCUCCCCCCCAAUAUCGAUGUGCUCCCCACGAAUUGUCCCAAGCAUAAUCCAUGUCUAAUAUGGCAGAAGAGAUGCAGCCAGCGGCGCCCAAUCCCGCAGACACCUUCACAUCACAACCACCGAUUGUCGCUAGACAUGAUCACGAGUCGCGCAUAGCUCAACCUUCAACAUUCCUCCUCCCAAGAGUGAAGGUCGCCGAGAUGCAGCAAGAAAAGCCGCUGGAGGAAACGCCGCCGGAAAAGCCGAUGAGCGCGCUCGACAAGGACCAGCAAAAGGGUCUGAAAUCGAUUCGAGAUUUCCUCAAGCGCCGUACAAGUUACGACGUUCUACCUCUUUCCUUUCGACUUAUUAUUCUAAAUACCGAUUUACUUGUCAAGAAGAGCUUGACUAUUCUCCUACAAAAUGGUAUCGUUUCAGCCCCGCUAUGGGAUUCGCACACCUCAACUUUUGCUGGCCUUCUUACGACUUCGGACUACAUAAACGUCAUCCAAUACUAUUGGCAGAAUCCAGAAGCUCUCAAUCAAAUAGACCAAUUCAAGUUGAGCAGUUUAAGAGAUAUUGAAAAGGCAAUUGGCGUACUGCCUUUGGAGACAGUAUCGGUACACCCUGCAAGACCUCUUUAUGACGCCUGUCGACAAAUGCUACAAACCCGCGCCCGCCGUAUUCCGCUGGUUGAUGUCGAUGACGAAACCGGAAAAGAGAUGGUAGUUAGUGUGAUCACACAAUACCGCAUUCUAAAAUUUAUUAGUGUCAACGUCGAUGAGACGGAAUAUCUGAAGAAAAGCGUUUUGGAACUCAAGCUGGGAACAUAUGGCGACUUACAAACCGCAAAUAUGGACACCCCGGUGAUCGACGUAAUACACAUGAUGGUCAAACAUAGCAUUUCGAGUGUUCCCAUUGUUGAUAAAGAUUCACGAGUCCUUAACCUUUUCGAGGCUGUUGAUGUAAUCACAAUCAUCAAAGGUGGAGUAUAUGAUGGUUUGACUUUGACCGUGGGAGAGGCUCUGGCGAAUAGAGCAGAAGAUUUUGCAGGGAUUUAUACAUGCAGCGAAGAAGACAGAUUAAAUUCGAUCUUUGACACGAUUCGAAAAUCUAGAGUGCAUCGAUUGGUGGUUAUAGAUGAAGAGCAACAUUUGAAGGGAGUGAUCUCUUUAUCCGAUAUUCUACAGUAUGUACUCCUACACGGAGAAGACGACGAUUAAGCCUGUUCGAUAUUGGCAAUGAUACUACGGGGACGGAUGGGCGUUGCAUAGCGAUUUGGCGUACAGGCACAAACCUGAUCUCACUGGUCAUAAAAUGGCCACAAAUAGAUGUGAUUGGGCGAUUGAUUCAUAUUCGUUAAUACCAUUUUAUCGGCUGCGGACUAGGGGUAACAUGGCAAGUUUGGGGAAUGGCUUGUGAAUAUUUUAUGGAUGAUGGGCAGUAAAGUACUUACGAUUCAGGAAAUUUAUCCUUUUUAUAAUCUUUUGAUGGAACACUGUGCAUUUCAAAAUACUGCCAAGUUGGGAUGAUUCUUUUAUGGAUUCAACAUUCAGAAGGCUGGAUCGACUUUGAUCGAGCUUGUAUAAUGGUUCUCCGAGUAGGUAUUCAAUAAUCUGGACUAGUAGACCAGAUGUGAGCUAUGAAUGUCUGAGAUGCUAUACAGGUAGUGAUCUCUAAGAAUUCUUUGAUCGUCCGAAUAGGUUUGCCCUUUCAGUUAGUUAUAAUCUUCCAACGGAAUCCAGUCUUUCGGGCUAUAUCAAUCCUUCGAAUACA